CACCCGCGCGUUAGGUAACACUUCUUUGAAGUCGGCAAAACAUUGGGUUACACGUGGCCAGGCACACCCACUGGUUGGCAAAAAGCAAAAUGACUGCAUUGGCUGGCUUGAGGAGUGAGUAUUUUAUGUCUUUGUCUGAGGAUGCCAGAAAGCGCUACGCUGCAAAGCUGGAAUCUGUUGGUUUGGUGAUCAGUGAUGACCCUUAUUUACCGGAAAAUAACGUCCAUUUCACAUCUGAGAUGAGGAACUGGCCAAAUCUCGAGUUUGGCCAUAUUUUCACCUACUUUGUUACCAGGCCUGGGCUUUUCACGCAAGAGCAGCUCAUGUCCUGGAAACAACUAGAGGCCUACAACUACUACAAAAGUGGACAUGUCAGAACAAUUUUCUGUCGUUUCUUUGGAAGAGGAGGAAGAAAGUUUGUGUUAUUAAAAGCUCUUGUGAAUCCUAGUCAAAAGUCACCAGAUAAGGCUAACAGUGCCUGGGUGAUAACCAAGCCAGAUGGAACAAUUAUUUGUGGCCAUUGUACAUGUAUGGCUGGACUGGGUGAGAGUUGUUCUCACGUUGCUGCUGUUUUAUUUAAAGUGGAAUGUGCUGUACGCCUUGGACAUACGUCUGUUACUGCUCAAAAAUGUCUUUGGAAUGAGAGUUUUGUUAGUAAAAUAACACCAUCAACUGUGCUUGAUAUUAAUUUUAAACGACCAAAGUGUAGGAGAGAAGAAGAUAGUUGUUCAGCAGCACUACAACCUACACCUGUUCUGGAUCAAGACCAUGAACACCGACUAUUUUCAGAAUUAGAAACUCACAUUCCAGACGCUGUUGUUUUGUCAUCUGUAAUACCAGUAACAGUCUCAAAGAAACAAGUCAUUCGGAAGCUUCCUUUUUUACUUACCUCUCUUGAGAGACGUGAAAACCUUCUUCUUAACAAAGAGGAAUUAGAGAAGCUAUGUCAGACAACAUUCCAUAAAUUAUCCAUAACUUCUGAAGAAUCGCAAUACCUGGAAGAAGCUACUCGUUUGCAGUCAUUGACUUCACUCUGGUUUGAACAUAGAAAAGGCAGGAUAACAGCAUCAAAAUUUCAUGCUGUUCGAGUCACUUCUAUCUCCUCCCCAUCAGUAUCUCUUUUGAAAAGUUUUAUUGGCAAUCAGACGUCCAAGUCAGCAACAAUUCCAUCUCUUCAGUGGGGUAUAGAAAAUGAAGAAAUUGCUCGCAAAGCAUACAUUGAUACUAUGAGUGAUGGACAUUGUAACAUAUCAUUUAUGCCAGCAGGACUACAUGUUAAUCCUGAUUUCCCACAUCUUGGCGCAUCUCCUGAUGGUAUCAUUGAAUGUGACUGUUGUGGAGAUGGUCUUAUUGAGAUCAAGUGUCCGUUCAAGUAUCGUCACCUAGAUCCUAACUUGAUCACAGAUGCUAGUUUCUACAUUAAGCGUAAUAUUGAAGGAGAUAUCAUUGGACUAUCUCAUGAUCACGAAUAUUUUUAUCAGGUUCAGGGUCAGCUCAGUAUUUGCUCUAAAGAUUACUGUGAUUUCAUUGUAUGGACUCCAAAAGGGUUAUAUAUAGAGCGUAUCUUGAAAUCUGAAUCAUUCUUUGAUCAAUUAAAACCACAUCUAGAUACCUAUUUUCUGCAGAUUCUUCUUCCUGUUCUUUUGACGGGAACUAUUGAUACAGUGGUUCCAUCAAAAGAUUCAUUACCUGUUGCGUCAUCAUCAAAGGAAAUAUUUUGUUUAUGUGGUGGGAAAGAUGAAGGGCGAAUGAUUGCCUGUGACAACAAUAAAUGUUCUAUUGAAUGGUACCAUUACAAGUGUGUUGGUAUCUCAUGCAAGCCAAAAGGAAAGUGGUAUUGCUCUACUAAUUGCAAGACAGGAGCAAGCAACUAAUUAAGUUCCCAACUUCUCACCCCACUAUAUCAGUCUAUAAACUUUGAUUAAUUGAAAUGAUUAUACUUUCAUUUUCAUAAUCAUAU
Messenger RNA from Amphimedon queenslandica, 1960 nucleotides. RefSeq lists its product as uncharacterized. The coding region runs from base 90 to 1874 and encodes 594 amino acids. The record is from RefSeq and is a predicted model, not a curated record. NCBI's taxonomy places the organism in Eukaryota, Metazoa, Porifera, Demospongiae, Haplosclerida, Niphatidae. Gene Ontology annotation, molecular function: zinc ion binding. The transcript has 3 exons.